AUGGCUACGGCCGUCGCCUCCCCUACGUUCCUCUCCUCCGCCUUCGCCCCGCGCCACCACCGCCGCCUGACCCGGCUCGCGGGCCCGCGCCGGGCCGCCCCGGUGGGACUGGCCGUGCGGUGCGAGAAGAGCGACAAGCAGAAGAGGCAGCCGCUCUCCGCGCUCGUGCCCCGCGAGCAGCGCUUCAUGUUCGAGGGAGACGAGCUCUGCGGCCCCGACAUAUGGAAUACAACCUGGUAUCCUAAGGCUGCAGAUCACGUAACCACGGAUAAAAAAUGGUAUGUUGUUGAUGCAACAGACAAGAUUCUAGGCAGGCUAGCAUCCACCAUUGCAGUACAUAUCAGGGGAAAGAAUGAACCCACUUACACUCCCAGUGUGGACAUGGGAGCUUUUGUUAUUGUGGUCAAUGCAGAGAAGGUUGCUGUUUCUGGUAAAAAGCGGUCGCAAAAGCUCUAUAGGAGGCACUCUGGACGGCCUGGAGGGAUGAAAGAAGAAACUUUUGACCAACUUCAGAAAAGAAUUCCAGAGAGAAUCGUCGAACAUGCGGUUCGUGGCAUGCUCCCCAAGGGCAGGCUGGGAAGAAGAUUAUUUACCCACCUCAAGGUAUACAAAGGGGCAGAACAUUCGCACGAGGCUCAAAAACCUGUCCCACUCCCGAUCAGGGAUAAAAGAAUACAAAAAACUGGUUAG
Molecule: messenger RNA, 690 nt
Organism: Miscanthus lutarioriparius
Lineage: Eukaryota; Viridiplantae; Streptophyta; Magnoliopsida; Poales; Poaceae
Source: the annotation of a GenBank genome assembly